Messenger RNA from Westerdykella ornata, 942 nucleotides. Its product is annotated as stem cell self-renewal protein Piwi. NCBI's taxonomy places the organism in Eukaryota, Fungi, Ascomycota, Dothideomycetes, Pleosporales, Sporormiaceae. The transcript is spliced from 2 exons. The record is from RefSeq and is a predicted model, not a curated record. Gene Ontology annotation, molecular function: nucleic acid binding. The annotation marks the transcript as partial.
UACGCUACGAUCAAGAGAAUUGCCGACCUUGAAUAUGGACGACACGUUCUAUGCAUGCAGAUGUACAAGUUGAACAAACAACAAGGCACUGGUCGGAAACAAUACUUUUCCAACGUGGUGAUGAAGCUCAACAUAAAAGCGGGAGGCAUCAACUAUGCACUCAACUUUGACAAUCUCGCCUACAAACACAAAACCAUCAUUAUGGGUGCCGAUGUCACUCAUCCAGGCGUCGGGCAAUGUGCUGGGUUUCCUAGCAUUGCCUGUGUGGUUGGAAGCGUUGACGAUAUGUUCAUGAAUUAUCCCGGAUCCAUGCGUCUGCAAGCUGGUCGCCAGGAGGAAAUUACAGAUCUGGGCUCGAUGGUCACGGAGCGCCUUAAAGCAUGGCAGAAGAAGCAGGGCGGGAGAGUUCCAGAACACAUCAUCUUCUACCGUGACGGCAUCAGCGAAUCACAAUUCGAAGCCUGCCUUCGGAAGGAGAUCCCCGCGAUCAGAAAUGCGCAUAGAGAAUUCGCCACAAAUGUACCAGGUCGGAACAACCUCAAACUUACAUUCAUCGUCGUUGGAAAGCGCCACAACACACGGUUCUACGCCCUGGACACGGCGGACGUCACCUCGAUCAACUACGAGGAGGAAGGCAAAUCAAACCUGAAUGUCAGGGCCGGUCUCUACGUUGACGACUUCAUUACGGACCCCAUUGUCAAGAAAUCUGAGGGCGGCACCACGGAAUUCGAUUUUUACCUGCAAUCCCACCAAGCCAUCAAGGGCACUGCGCGUUCGGCCCACUACCAUGUCCUCACGAACGAUAUAGGCCUGUCCAAAGCCAGCUUAGCUGACCUUACGCACAAGCUAUGCUACGCCUUCAGUCGAGCCACAAAAGGUGUCUCUUACGCCGCUCCAGCAUAUAUCGCAGACCGCCUCUGCGAACGCGGCCGGGUAUACCUG